AUGAAGAGCCUGAAGGCCAGGUUCAAGAAAGCGGACAGCCAGGACUGGACCAAGAGCGAUGAGAAGCUCCUGCAAGCUGUGGACUACAAUGAUGCCGGGAGGGUGACAUCUCUCCUCGUCCGCAAGGGCCUGGUCCCCACCAAGCUGGACUCGGAGGGCAAAUCCGCGUUCCACCUGGCCGCCAUGCGGGGAAACGUGGACUGCCUCGAAGCCAUGCUGGCUCACGGCGUGGAUGCCAUGACCAAGGAUAGCUCGGGUUACACUGCCCUGCACCUGGCGUCCAAGCAUGGUCACCCACAGUGUGUCAGCAAGCUGUUGCAGGCCUCCUGCCCUGUGGAUGUAGCCGACGGCAGCGGCCAAACAGCGCUGCACCACGCAGCGGUCAGCGGCUGCAUCUCGUGCUCGGAGAUCCUCUGUGAUUUUAAGGCUCCCUUGAACAUCAAGGACAAGGAUGGCUCCACACCGCUGAUCCUUGCUGCUAAGAUGAGCCACUCAGAGCUUUGCCGGUACCUGCUGCACCGCGGCGCGGCUGUCAACAGCCGGGACCUGCAGGGGAGGACAGCCUUGAUGCUGGCCUGCGAGAACGGCAGCGUGGAGACGGUGGAGGUGCUUGUCAACGCCGGUGCCCGGGUGGCCGUGGUGGACUCCACAGGUCACGAUGCCGUGCACUACAGCCUGGCCACGGGCAACGCUCUCAUCCAGCACUUCCUGCAAGAGGCUGCUCAGCGCCGGUCCUGGGCCAGCGAAGAGGAGUCAACUGAGCAGACGUCCCAGACGUCUUCGCCCAGCCAGUCAUCCAUCAGGGAGAAGAGCAGCACCCCGAGGAAGAGGAAAGCCCCUCUGCCUCCCCUGGGCACCCCCAGCCAGGCAAACUUCUCCAGCUUUGCCCGUGCCGGGGGCUGGGCAGAGCUGCUGCUCUCCAAGAAGACGCUGAGCCCCUCGGCCGAGGAGCUGCUGGCCACGCUGCAGGGGCAGGUGCAGUCCCUCACCGUGCAGAACAAGGAGCUGAGGGAGAAAAUACAGGUGCUGGAGAACUACGAGCGGGACGAGAGCAACCCGUCCACCCCGGGGGAC
Molecule: messenger RNA, 1074 nt
Organism: Pygoscelis adeliae (Adelie penguin)
Lineage: Eukaryota; Metazoa; Chordata; Aves; Sphenisciformes; Spheniscidae
Gene: ANKRD24
Product: ankyrin repeat domain 24
Exons: 13
Molecular function (GO): actin binding
Source: RefSeq, a predicted model, not a curated record